This is a messenger RNA of Medicago truncatula (barrel medic), 1710 nucleotides long. RefSeq names its product F-box/LRR-repeat protein 4. Gene Ontology annotation, cellular component: SCF ubiquitin ligase complex. Gene Ontology annotation, molecular function: protein binding. The transcript has 2 exons. NCBI's taxonomy places the organism in Eukaryota, Viridiplantae, Streptophyta, Magnoliopsida, Fabales, Fabaceae. Bases 1 to 1710 code for a protein of 569 amino acids. The record is from RefSeq and is a predicted model, not a curated record. Gene Ontology annotation, biological process: SCF-dependent proteasomal ubiquitin-dependent protein catabolic process.
AUGGCAGAAUAUUCAUAUUUACCAGAAGAUUGCUGGGAAUAUGUCAUCAAAUUUCUCAACCACCGCAGUUUGGAGUCUCUUUCCAUCGUCUCCAAAAAGUUCCUUUCCAUCACCAACCGUUGUCGACCAUCUUUCAAAAUAUGUGAUCCAACCAUCCCUUUCCUCCCUAGCCUUUUCCACAGAUUUACCAACCUCAUAUCCCUCGACCUAACGUGUUUCCACAGUGACCUUGACACGCUUCUCCGCCAAAUAUCUUUUUCCUCUAUGCACCUCAAAUCGCUUGAUGUCUCCAAUCACUACAUCCCUAAAGAUGGGUUUCAAAGUUUAGCAGCAAAGAUGAAAACUUUGACCUCUCUCACUUGUUCUAACAUGUUAUUUGUCAGUCAAACUGACCUUAUCAUCAUUGCUGAAUGUUUUCCUUUCCUUGAAGAACUUGACAUUAGUUUCCCUCAAUCAGUUAAAAGCAAUACAUAUAUAUUGCCAUUGACACUUCCUAAACUCCGCAAGGUUGAUCUCUCAGGAGCUUUUAAUAGUCAUUACAACAUUGACGACUCGUCACUCUUCCAUCUUUGCAAGAACUCUGAGUUUCUUGAAGAGAUAAUCUUGUUUGGUUGCAGCAGAUACUUAACCAAUGCUGGCGUUACUUCUGCCAUCCGCAAGACACCAAAUUUGAAGUCUUUCUCCAUUUCUUCCUCUGAGAUAGAUGGGUGUCAAAGAAUGUACGCUACUUCGAAGAUGAUUAGCUCUUUAAGGAAUUUGAAAGGUCUGACCUGUCUUGAUUUGUCGUCUUUGCGUAUAUCAGACCAUUUGCUCUCAUCUCUUGCAAAGGAAGGUCUGCCUUUGAAGAGACUUUCACUCAAAAAUUGUACAGAUUAUAGUUAUGCUGGAAUCUUUUGUCUGUUAUCAAAAUGUCAAUUUUUACAACAUUUGGAUCUUCAAUAUUCGUUCUAUUUGAAUGAUCAAUAUGUUGUUGGGUUGUCUACGGUUCUUGGUAGUUUGCUGUCUAUAAACCUUAGCCAUUGUAAUAUCACUGAAUUAACCUUGCUGUCACUAGUUAGGAACUGUCCUUUCCUCAGCAAGAUCAUAAUGGAAUGCAGUGAUAUUGGAAAGUUUUGUGAUAAGAACUCUAAUUCUUUGCUGGACUUUGUUGUAUACCCUCAAGUGAAGUCUCUCCAUUUGGCUCGCAAUCCAUUGUUGAAGAAUGAAAGCAUCAAAAUGUUGGCUUCUCUUUUUCCAAACUUGCAAGUGCUUGACCUGAGAUAUUGCCAUUGCUAUUGCAUAUCUGACGGUAUCGUUGAAGUUUUAAGAUAUUGUAAAAUUAUUCACUUGGACAUGAGAUCUUGUUCAACACUGAAUCUACUUUCAAUGAACUUUCAAGUUUCCAAAUUGGAGGUGUUGAACUUGUCAAAGACAAAAAUUGAUGAUGAAACAUUGUAUGUGAUCUCAAAGAGUUGUUGUGGGAUACUACAAUUGGACUUGGAACGGUGUGAUCAUAUCACAGAGAAAGGAGUCGGGCACGUAGUAGAAAACUGCACACGACUGAGAGAGAUAAAUUUGUGGGAUUGUCAUAAUGUGUGUGCUGAUGUUAAUUUCUGGAUGGUGAUGGUAAUUUUAAGGUCAUCAUUGAGAAAAAUUAUGGCUCCCUCUCAUUUUUGUCCUAGUGACGACAAGUGGAAACCUUUAUUGAACCUUGGAUGCCUUGUUUUCUAG